Messenger RNA from Ictalurus punctatus (channel catfish), 2377 nucleotides. Its product is annotated as tumor necrosis factor receptor superfamily member 21. The transcript is spliced from 9 exons. Gene Ontology annotation, molecular function: protein binding. The record is from RefSeq and is a predicted model, not a curated record. Bases 752 to 2059 code for a protein of 435 amino acids. NCBI's taxonomy places the organism in Eukaryota, Metazoa, Chordata, Actinopteri, Siluriformes, Ictaluridae.
UAAUACAUCUCGAAAUGAGAGUGCAUGAGCUCGUAUGAGUGUGUAUGAGAACGAGCGAAAUGUGAUUAAUGUGCAAUGACUGUCGAGCGUGUAUUUAUGCGAAAUAUACUUUUACCUCAUUGCUGAGGGUAAAAGCGUCGCUUGAGCCUUGCCGGGGGGCUUGGGGCGGACAAACAAAAACAAAGAAUAGAAACCGUCAUAGGAGUUGUAAUGGUUUUAAUGGAAACUGUAAUGGUCCCCAUUGGGUCUUUGUUAGUAAUUUGUUGCCUUCUAUUGGUGACGUGUUAUGUGUAGUGGAUACCAUUAAGGACCAGUCAUGGUAAUGGUUUUACUGGUUAGCUGAUGGUUUGUAAUGGUGUUUAUAAUGGAAGGCAUUAGAAUUGUGAUGGUUUCUGUUGUUUGGGGUUUUUUUUUAAUGACUAACCAUAAAAGGUUGAGGUGUUAACUCUUGAAAUUAAGCAUAUCCUUUGUUUUGUGUGUGUGUGAAACGUGCCCUUUUAUUUAGCAUUACGUGGUGAAACAUUUAGCUCUUCAUUUUACUUCUGUGACGAGACAAGACGAGUGUCUCUCUCUCUAUCUGUGUGUGUGUAUGGUACACGUUAGUUUUUUGGGUGAUCUUCGUGUGCACCACGUGACCACAGGAGUAUUUAAAUAAAGGGCGGCAUCUUCGAACAGAUGCGGUCGAGUCGAGCGGAUUUUCUCUUUAUAUGAAGCGUCGGAAUCACUGGAGAUCUACAAAUCCUUGCUGAUCAUGAAGAACCGGUCGUCUUUACCAUGGCUGGUGCUUUCUGUACUCUUCGCUGCGAUACCUCCAGCAAAACCAGGCCCCUGUCCAACAUGUGAAUCUGGCUAUGGCAGGGUCUCUGGAAGCUGCAAGUGCAAGCCAUGCACAGCUGAGUAUUUCUGGUCUCUGAGGAAUGGACAGGGCAAUUGUUAUAAGUGUACAACAUCUUGUACUGCUAAGAAAAACCUGAUCCAAGUACACCCCUGCAAUCAGACAACUGACCGUAGGUGCCAGUGCAAACCCGGCUACUACUGCCCAAGUCCAGUGAACUUGACCUGCAGAAGGGACUGUGAGCCGUGCACCAAUGGCUUCACCAGCACAUCUAAUCUACAGACAUCCUGUCAGCAGUUCACUGACUGUGCCAGUUUAGGGAAGGUGGUGAUUAAAGAAGGAUCGCCAACUGCGGACCGUGUGUGUGGACAUCCGACAACUCACAAGAUCCACAGCAUCCAAGCAGUCAAUCGGCCCAUCUCUCAAAACCAGGUGUCUGAAAUUUCGACAGUCCUUCCUAAGCUAAACCCCACAAGCGCAACGCCAGACACAUCGAACACCACGACUCAGACACUCCCAUCAUCUAUCCUCAAGCCCAACAGCACCCGAGCAGUCUAUAAUUCAGUCCACACGGUGUAUCAGGUCUCUCAGAACCUGGACAGGUCUUUAUCCUUUGAGACGACAGCUCCUUCAGGCGUGAGUGCCGACUUCAGAAUGACUCGAGAAACCAAGGGCCCUGUUCCACCAUCUGAGCCCCUUUUGAAGACCACUUGGAUCUUUUUGCUUCUGCUGCUUGUGUCCCUGUGUCUGGUGACAUGCGUGUCCUUAAAGUGCAAAAGUGGAGCCAUCAAGAACAAACUCGAGUGGGCAGGUCUGGCAUUUGAAAGAUACCAGCCCGUGUUGUCCACAGCCCACCCCAACCCGCCCGUCGAUAUUGUGGUUCCUGUGAGCGAUGUCACCGACACUGUUAGAGAAGUCCAGGGUCAGGGGUCAUUCCCUGGGAAAAAUCAGAAGGUCACCAUGGAGCACGUCGGGAAAGCGGAUGGCAUCAACAACACUGUUGGGUCUAUUUUCAUCUACUCCCCCGGGAUGGUGAUCCUCGGCUCGAACUCGAACGAGAAAAAAGAGGAGGCGGAGACGGGCACAGAAGACAUCGGCGAAGACACCUGUCUCAUGAGCGUGCCUCAGCAGGAAUCCAGCUCCGAAGAAGACUUCGUCAGAAUGGCUACACAGGAAGAGUUUGGCAAGGAGCUGAGCAUUCCAAUUCCGGCCACGAGCAAAUGAAAUGUCCGGGCCUGAACACCGACGUCGGCUCAAGCAAAGGAAUAUAUGAACCAGGACGGGGCCUUACGAGUCACGGAGCCUCUUUGCUGGCCCGUGAAGUGUAGAAAACUUGCCCUGUUUCAGCAGCGAGGCUGUGAAUAGGGCUGAGUUUGUUUGUAUAGCACUGUGACUUUCAGGGUUUUUUCUUUCUCAGUGUGGGAGGCUGUGCGAAGACAGUGACGGAAUAAGAAAAACUCCCAGGUUGCUAUAGUGAUAAGAUGUACUGUAAAUAUUAAUAUAUUAGAAUAUUAUGAUAUAACAAUAUAAUUAGAAAUAUCA